Cataglyphis hispanica is the source of this 2385-nucleotide messenger RNA. Its product is annotated as dynein axonemal intermediate chain 4-like. Gene Ontology annotation, biological process: cilium movement. Gene Ontology annotation, cellular component: axonemal dynein complex. Bases 1 to 2229 code for a protein of 742 amino acids. Lineage: Eukaryota; Metazoa; Arthropoda; Insecta; Hymenoptera; Formicidae. The transcript is spliced from 5 exons. Gene Ontology annotation, molecular function: dynein heavy chain binding; dynein light chain binding. The record is from RefSeq and is a predicted model, not a curated record.
AUGAAAAGCGACUUCGAAUCGCCUUAUAGGACAUCCUCCAGGAUCCUUAGUGUCAAUUCGUCCAAGAUAAAGCUCAGUGCGUUUGGACGAGCUCGCAAGAUUGGAUGCGAACGAAAUGUUGCUUCAGUGCUUCUUCAGCAACGACAAGCGCUUCGUGUUGUUGACGAAAACAUCGACGUUACACCAAAACCGUUAAUCCAUCCAACCUUCAGCGUUAUUGAUGAUAAUCAGACAACUGCUUUAGAGAGCACCGUAUUAUUCCAGACGGGAAGCGGCUCUCAAUUAAUAUCAUCUUCCUCAAGAAUCAGCGGUCUCAGAGCUAGUUCAUCCAUCCUCUUUAGAUCUUCCUCAAUGCCAUCCGAUGAUUUGCAAAUGGAGAGUUUGCUGUCAACGCAGAUGUGCGAGUUGCCUGUUGAAGAAGAUGAGGAUGUCGCUCCAUUGCCAUUUUUUUUGCCUAGUGAUGACUCAGCCAUCUUCAUGGAUCGUCCAGAAACUGUGACAAUCAUACUGAAAGAAACGCAGACAUACUUCGUUUUCGAGAUGCCGCAGAUGACCGAGGAUCUGCGAACGCCCGAAGGGCAAAUGGUUCAACAGGAAAACCAGAAUUACGAGUAUGUGACAAUAGGACCGGGCUCCAAUCGGAAAUUGUUAGAUGCUGAAACGCAAACAAUACGCGUGUUAACAAAAUCGCGCGGCACUUAUUUAGGCAUGAGGCCUCGUAGGAAUCAGGACGUAUUUGUGAACAAUUGGAUGAUUUACGAUACUUAUGCAGCACCAGAAUUGAUGACGGAGAAAAACGGACGUAUGAUUGUACAUACAAAGGAAUCGAUGAACCGGAUGCGUCAAGCACAGGAACUCCAAUAUAAGCUUCCCAAAUCUGAAGCAAUUUCAGAGGCGAGUCCUGAGGAACAAUUAUCUCAUAUUUGUCGGCAAACACGUUUCUUAGAUGCGGCAUGCGUGAUGGAACGCAUAAUCGCGAAUAAUGUAUUCGCAAUGGCACAAAAACGUUUUACCGGUUUGAUUAAGCGUGAUCCGUGCGCCCUAGAUCUAGAGUUCGAUUAUCGAUUGGAUCUGCUAUGGUCAUACGCGUGUGAAAUGAUCCGCGAUCGUCCUGUAGCAGCAUUCCGUUGCAAUCCGGCUAAUGCGACUCUUCUCGCCGUUGCUUAUGGUGCCAAGAUUGGUUCUGAUAAGACAAAUGGACUGCUGCUGAUCUGGUGUGCCAAGAAUCCCAGCCAACCUGAUCGCGAAUAUAUAUUUGACAGUCCACUGUCUAACAUUGAUUGGAGCAAGGAGCGAUCGAAUCUUUUGGCGAUCGGUUUCUAUGAUGGAAGUGUAAAAGUCAUCGAUGUCAGCACUAAAGAGGUGAAUAUCAUCAGGCAAAGUUGCAGGGAGACAUCAGUAGCUUGCUCACCACAUUGGCAGGUGCAGUGGUGGCGCGGCAAUGAACAGUUCGAUUUUCAAGAGCAGAUCUAUACCAGCGAUCAAGAAGGUCGAAUAUAUUGCUAUCGUUUUGGCGAAGAUUUCUUUCCCACGGAAAUCAUGCGCUUAUAUAGAGUCGAAGGCAAAGUAGCUGGAGUUUCUAGAACUGACCACUGCGUGGCUUACGAUGUGCCCAUUAGCCGUCAACCUGGCGCUCUUGUUCUUCGAAGGCAUCCUAAUGUCAAUAACAUUUACUACGUCGGCUCCGACGAAGGUUGUGUUUAUCGAUGUUCCACAAAUUAUUUACGUCAACACGUAGAUAGUUUCCUGGCGCAUGAUGGUCCGAUAUAUUCUCUUCAGUUUUCGCCUUUCUGUCAAAAAUUAUUUUUGACCUGCGGCGCUGAUUGGUGCACCAGGAUUUGGGCCGAAGGUCUUACUGAACCGCUUAUUACUCUGUCGACGGAGAUGGCGUGUGUGAGAAGCGCCUGCUGGAGUCCUACAUGUUCCACUAUCAUCGCCAGCAUUGUCAAUGACCAGAUUUGUGUGUGGGACAUUCAUAAAAAAAUACACAUUCCGUCAUCGGUGACACAUUCAACGAACGGAAGAAGAUUAAUCACUGCUGAAUUCACAACGAACGGGAAUCAAUUGAUAGUUGCUGAUAUCGAAGGUGUUAUUUAUAUUUACAAUCUUGAAGGCAUGCCGUUUCCGCCAUACAAUCAAGCAAAAGUGUUGAUCGAGUCUAUUCAGAAAGCACUAGUGACCAAACCAGGACUACUGAGAAAGUUGAAGAAACUCGGUCCGCCGUUCUGAUUUUUCGAUGACGCAAUAUGAUUGGCUUCCUUAUCGACUAAGGUCGAUAAGGUUCCUCCUAGCACGUAGGGACCUCUCUCGGUCUACUCAUUGUGACACCGCAAACCUAAUCGUAAUAAGAAAAAAAAAGAAAAAGUAAGAGAAAGAGAAACAGAG